Molecule: messenger RNA, 2977 nt
Organism: Mesocricetus auratus (golden hamster)
Lineage: Eukaryota; Metazoa; Chordata; Mammalia; Rodentia; Cricetidae
Gene: Tspan12
Product: tetraspanin 12
Exons: 9
Coding region: 326-1243 (305 amino acids)
Cellular component (GO): membrane
Source: RefSeq, a predicted model, not a curated record
AGCCACCACUCCUGCGACGCCACCAUUUAAAAGGGAUUUGUUGCGAGGACUUCUCCAGCUUUGCAGGUUUUUAUCUCUCCAGCAUUCUAUCUUGCAGAGGAGUCAGCGACGGCGACGGCUGGGGAGAGUAAGACAAGGAAGCGUCGGCAGCUGGAGUCAAUGCCGCCCUUUGGCUCUCCGGGAGGAGCGUCCCUGCCCGGAUGAGAGUCCGCCGUGUGUCUCCGACUGUCCCCUGGCGGGAGCGCGGCUCGGAAGAUCGUGGCUGCUUUGCCUGGACCGGUAGGAUGUGGUGAAAUGAUGGGGCUUCUCCCUCCGGAGAUUCACAAUGGCCAGAGAAGAUUCCGUGAAGUGUUUGCGCUGCUUGCUCUAUGCCCUCAAUUUGCUUUUUUGGUUAAUGUCCAUCAGUGUCUUGGCCGUUUCUGCUUGGAUGAGGGACUACCUGAAUAAUGUUUUGACUUUAACUGCAGAAACAAGGGUAGAAGAGGCAGUCAUAUUGACUUACUUCCCAGUGGUUCACCCGGUCAUGAUUGCUGUUUGCUGUUUCCUUAUCAUCGUGGGAAUGCUGGGGUAUUGUGGAACAGUGAAAAGAAAUCUGUUGCUUCUUGCAUGGUACUUCGGAACGUUACUUGUCAUCUUCUGUGUAGAACUGGCUUGUGGUGUGUGGACAUACGAGCAGGAGGUUAUGGUGCCAGUACAGUGGUCAGAUAUGGUUACUCUGAAAGCCAGAAUGACAAAUUAUGGCUUACCCAGGUAUAGAUGGCUUACACAUGCUUGGAAUUUUUUUCAGAGAGAGUUUAAGUGCUGUGGUGUGGUGUACUUCACUGACUGGCUGGAAAUGACGGAGAUGGACUGGCCUCCAGAUUCCUGCUGUGUUAGGGAAUUCCCAGGAUGCUCCAAGCAGGCCCACCAGGAAGACCUCAGUGACCUUUACCAAGAGGGUUGUGGGAAGAAAAUGUAUUCCUUUUUGAGAGGAACCAAACAGUUGCAAGUGCUAAGGUUUCUGGGGAUCUCCAUUGGUGUGACACAAAUCCUGGCCAUGAUUCUCACCAUUACUCUGCUCUGGGCUCUGUAUUAUGAUAGAAGGGAGCCUGGGACAGACCAAAUGCUGUCUCUGAAGAAUGAUACUUCUCAGCACCUGUCAUGCCACUCUGUGGAACUGUUAAAACCAAGCCUUUCAAGGAUCUUUGAGCACACAUCAAUGGCCAACAGCUUCAAUACACACUUUGAGAUGGAAGAAUUAUGAAGAAUGUCAAAGAAGGAAAUCACAAACCUGUGGCACUCAUGAGUUUGGGGGUACACAGUUAUCUGUUUCAGGAAGCGUUAAACAUAGGGAUAUUCUGCAAAAGAUUUUCUAAGCAGAUAAUUUCCACUUUCUUUAAAACAAAGAAAAGUUGGUGGCAGGCUUUCUUGAACCGCCAGCCCCGAACCAUGACAUGGAGAUUUACUAGUUAUGAAGGCUUGGCCUUAUCUUAUGCUUGCCCUACUAGCUCUUAUACCUUAAUUUAACCUGUUUCUCUUCAUCUACGUUUUGCCUAGGGGCUUUUUGCCUUUCUUUCAGUCUGUAUGUCCUGCUUCUUCUGUGUCUGGCUGGCAGGUGGCUGGCUGGCUGGCUGGCUGACCCCAGGCAUCUCCCCCUCUUUCUCCCAUGUUCUCUCCCGUCUUCUCUCUCGAGUCUAGAUCCCUCCUCUUGUUCUCUCUGUCCACCAGCCAUGCUCAUCCCUCUUCUGCCUAGCUAUUGGCUGUUCAGCUUUUCAUUAGACCAAUCAGGUGCCUUAGGCAGGCAAAGCACCACAUCUGUACACUGUUAAACAAACGCAGCAUAAACAAGUGUAACACAUCCUACAGGGUUAAAGUAAUAUUCCACAACAAAGGUUCCACAUGUUAACACACAGACAAUAAUUGGUGCCCUUCAAAAUGCUGAGGGUAGUGCUAAUAACCACUGUGUAUAUUUUCCUUUUAGUUUUUUUUUUUAGCACAAUGGUAUUUUGAGGUGAUGCAGUUUGACAAUCUUUUCUGUAUCCUUUCGUGGAAAUGAAGCAUUCGUGGUGGUGGCACUGGAGCGACUGUGAAGAUUAACUAACUUCCUCUCGCUAGCCUGUAAACUCUCAGCUGACUUAUACUGUAGGAAUUUAAACAGUUCUAAUGAUCUUUAUUACCUGAUGAUGUGUUGUUUGAGGAUGAUUAUAUACAUACAUAUAUAUAUAUAUAUAUAUAUAUAUAUAUAAUCCUGUCAAGAUUGGUGACUACCUAAAUAUGGUUUUUGUUGGUUAUUAAAAUAAUCUUAUUAACACUUUGGAAGAACUAACACAUUGUCUUAAACUUAUCAGGGAUAUGUAUGUAUAUAAGUCUGUGCUGUGUCUGUAUAAUUCAGUAGUUUUCAGUUCUUAUAAUGUUAUUAAUAACGAUAUUUGAAGAUGAUGCAUUUGUCUUAAAUGACACCAUUACUUUUUGUAUUUCCCACCAACAGAGCUUUUAAAUUCUGUCUUGGAUCUGUAUUUACAUCUGUAACUGUUAAUUUAAGUUCUUAACCACUAAUUUUGGAAAUUACUGGUGUGAUACAUAAGAAUCAUUGUAACUCUGGCUGCAGGAAGUAUUAACUAUGGAAUUUACACAUAGUUGAUUCAGCAGAAAUUUGGUUGCUUUUUUCUCCCAAGUGAGAAUUCUUCUUGGCAAUAAACAUUCUGUCAAAGAGCUUAGAUUUUCCUUUUGCAAAAUAGAAGCGACAGUAGUGAAGUCGAUGUAAUUUUAUGGAGAAACAACAUUAUCUAAAAUGAUAGAUUAACUAGAGGGAAUUUUUGCUUUAUUUCACCAAUUAAUAUAGUUUGGCAAAUUACACAGAAUAUUAAUUUUUUACAGAAGCAGAAGAUAUUUAUUUGAAAUGGGAAAUGUGCAUUUUACUGUAUUUUGUGUAUUGUGAUUAUUUCUUGGAUUAUGGAAAGAAAAUUAAUACAGGUGUCAAUAAAUACUUUCUAGAGCA